Brienomyrus brachyistius is the source of this 2926-nucleotide messenger RNA. RefSeq lists its product as uncharacterized. Bases 648 to 2150 code for a protein of 500 amino acids. The transcript is spliced from 4 exons. The record is from RefSeq and is a predicted model, not a curated record. NCBI's taxonomy places the organism in Eukaryota, Metazoa, Chordata, Actinopteri, Osteoglossiformes, Mormyridae.
AAUAUUACCUAUUCUUUUUAGCCAUUUAUUAUGAAUAUCCGAACCUUAUAUUUAACUGCGCAAUUGUUUUGUUUUUGUGAUAUACUACAUUUCCCGACAGACAUUGCGCUAUUAAGCUGUAUAUUCUAAUGGCAUAGCAUCCGCGAAACACUAGAUGGAGAAAUAACACAGGUGUAAACUGAAGUUAAAGAAAUUUGCGACGAUGCGUAUAUAAGGUACGAAAGAUAGUAAAUACAUUUAGCGCUGAAAUAAAAAUUGGUAUAUUAAACAUAGAUAAUAUGUGAUUCAGGUCAAGCAUUAUGCCUUGUAGUAAGCCAAUAGAAUACGUCUAGCCCGAUGUCGUUAUUAUUGAUUGGGCAAAAUAAAAUUUGAAAGGGGUUUAUGUGGAACGGAAAUGCAGAGUAAACUGGCAAAGUCUGCGUUAAUCAGUCGUAUAACGUAAGGCACUAGGUAAUGCUUUCCCUCCAAAUGAUAUCUGUCUAGAUAAAUAGCUAUAUUACGCCAAAUUGUUCGCAUAAACGAAACAUUAAUCGUUAGUUGGUUUGGCGUAAAAUGUAAUUCGUGAAGGCGGUGGAGACAUGUAUCAUCAGCGACCGUAACCACCAGGUUUACCUUGGUAACGGAAUACCGAAAUAACACGGAGCGCAAUGGGACCCAUCCUGCAGGAGCGAGCAGCGACCAUUUCCAACAAGGUGUCGUCCAAAGACAGAGCAUGGACCAAAGUCACAGGAAAUAACGGGUCAGCCACCAGUAACAAAAAAGGGAAAGUGAAUCAAAAUUACAGGCUCCGAAAAGCGUUAGGUGCGCAGAAUGUAUCCGCACCACCAGUCCAUCAUUCCACUCCGGCAACCGGAAAAAGCAAAGGAACCAGAAUCAAGGCAGAGAAACCCAGGGUGUCGGAUGCAAGGAAUAAUCAGCAUGGGACUCCCUGGGGUCAGAAGGCGUCUCAGGUUGAGGGAGCGGGAGAACGAGAGGAACUGCCAGUGCCGCACACAGGCAGUAUGAGCCAGACAGGCCCGAGCAGGAAGGGCCUGUCGCUCCCUCUGCCCCCUCGUUCUGACAUGCACCAGGCACUGCUGGCCCUGGAACCUCUGCGUUUGCGGGAGCAGGAGGAGACGGACGCAGACAGUGCCAGUGACCUGUCUGACUCCGAGAGGCUCCCCGUGCCCCCCUCACCCUGCACGCCCCCGCAGCUUAACCUCAGGGCCGAGGUGAUCAGCCCCAGCGACCUCCAGCCACAUUUCCCGGGGCCUCGUGGCCUGAGCUAUGGCAGCCACAGCUAUCCUGAUUUUCUGCCCCCCCCUUUCAACACCUGGAGCCUUCAGCAACUGGCUGUCUUUCUUAACACCGAGGGGAGGAACGCUCCUCGUCCCCGGCCAGUUGGUCACUUGGAGAAGUACUUGGAGCGUCUCUUGCAACUGGAAUGGCUCCAGAUCCAGACGAUCCAGGAAGAGAACGGCAAGCCUCCCGCUCCCGUGUCUGUUAGCCGCCCCCUCCCCCGUCCCCAUACCGCCCCGCCCACCAGCCUUAGCUCCCCCAAGUCUCUCCGUCAGUGCCAGCGUGCCUUCCCUCUCGCCUUCCUGUCAUCGCUAGCUGAGCCCUCCUCCGGGUUACUCUCGGGUCGUGUCUGCCCCCACUGCCGCAUCCGCUACCCCUUCUGCAACGGGACGUGCCUCCUUUAUACGUAUCAGCAUUACUCCCGGCUGAGUCCCCUUCUGGAGCGGCGAGCGUGGGCUGGCGCCCCCCCACGAAGGAGUAGCAGUGAGAGCAGAGCGUGUGCCGGCGACCGCAUCCGCAAUCCGGGCAGCCCGGUGAUGGGCAGCAGCCAUCUGAGGCGCAUGCAGGCUGCGGGGAACAUCCGGAAACCCUCAGCAGGGCAGGGGCUCACAUGCAACGCUCCCAUCGGUCCGUCGUAUGCUGGGACCAAUGGACCGAGAGGCCUUACUAAGGGGGCUGGUGCUUCCUAUGUGAAUGUGAAAGGAGGGAGCCCACGAGUUGGGAAAGAGAGAGGAGAAACCGUGUCUGUGGGAAAGGUUUUGAAGAAAGACCCCAUCCAUACAACUGAUGACCACACUAUGUCCAAAGGGCUUACUGGUGCAAAAAUUAAUGAAAAGCAGAAACGAGUUAAAUUUGUUACAAACUGUAAAUAACAGUUGUCAUCUAUCCAUCCAUCCAUCCAUCCAUCCAACUACAUAUCCUGGUGAGUGCUGUGGGGGGAGGGGGAGGUGGCCUCUGGCUGGCCUCUAUCCUGUCCCUCACACCUUCAGGCCCUCUUUGGUUCAUGACAUGGCAUAAAACUUAUUCCUGUGUAUUUUAUGAAGGCUGUAGAAGUAUAUAUUCUGGGUAUGUCAUGCUUUCGAGCCUGUUUACAAAAACCCCUAAAAGAUUUAAUGAAAAUACAGCCUUUCGUUAAAUUAGAAGAUAAUGUUACUUCCUAAGCUAAACAGCUUCUAGAUUUUAUAGGUAUCUCCAGUUGCUUUAAUUGCAGAUUGACUUUUCUGCUGGCAUUGCUAAGUUAAGAAAAAGACCACAUCCGCACAUCUGGAGUGUGUGUGUGUGUGCGCGUGUGUGUGUGUGUGUGUCUGAGAGAGAGACAGAGACAGCCUCAUACCUCCUGGGGUGUUCUGCCCUAACUGAUCGAUGGAUGCGUGGGUGGCUUUGAACACCCUUAGCUCAUUCAUUACAGAAGGUUGCUGAACAUAAAUGCAAUAUUUUAGAAAAGUUAUGUAUCUUCACAUGCUGAAAUUUCUACAGAUACUUUAAGGUGAGCUUUAUACAUUUGUACUGUUUACAUGUGUUUUUCUUAGACGAUGAAUGUGCACAGCAGUGUGUUUGAGAUGCAUUGUAGUUAUAUUUACUUCGGUAAGUUGUGUAUAAUUUAAAAAUUGUUCUAGCAUGCAAUACACAUUAAAAGGUGCAAAAUGUA